Molecule: messenger RNA, 1322 nt
Organism: Gracilinanus agilis (Agile Gracile Mouse Opossum)
Lineage: Eukaryota; Metazoa; Chordata; Mammalia; Didelphimorphia; Didelphidae
Gene: APOA1
Product: apolipoprotein A1
Exons: 4
Coding region: 51-842 (263 amino acids)
Biological process (GO): lipoprotein metabolic process; lipid transport
Cellular component (GO): extracellular region
Molecular function (GO): lipid binding; high-density lipoprotein particle receptor binding
Source: RefSeq, a predicted model, not a curated record
GGACAGAUCACCUGGAGACAGCAUUCAGGUCACAGGCAGAAGUCCUCAAGAUGAGAGCUGCGGUCUUCAUCUUCUCCCUGCUCCUCGUCACAGGGAGCCAGGCCAGUCAUUUGUGGCAGAAUGAAGAGCCCCAGUCACCUGUGGAGCAAGUAAAGGAUUUCGUCACUGACUAUGUGAACACCGUCAAGGACACCGGCAAGGUGUACUUGUCUCAGUUUGAAGCCUCUGAGAUGGGCCAAAACCUGAAGAUUUCAGAAACAAUGACUUCCCUGAAAGCAGCCUUGGAUGCCUUCUAUGAAGAGAUUAACCCUUCCUACCAGGAAAUCAAGGACACCAUAAUUAAGGAAACCGCUGAGCUACGGGAGGAGAUGUCAAAGGGCUUGGAAGGAGUCAAGAAGAGUAUUGAUCCCCACCUGGAAGAAUUUCAGAAGAAGUGGGCCUCGGAUGUAGAGAAUUUCCGCCAGAGGGUAGGCCCGCUGACCCAGGAUCUGAAGGACAGCGCCAAGCAGAAGUUCGACGAGCUCCACGAGAAGCUGACCCCCAUAGGCAAGGAUAUUCGAGAUCGGGCCCAGGGCCACAUAGAAACCGUUCAGGAAUUUGUGAGGCCUUACCAUGAGCAGAUCAAGACCAGCGUGAGCCAGAAGAUUCAGGAGCUCCGGGAGAAAGGUUUGCCCUCUCCCGCUGAAUAUCAAGCUAAGAUAAGCGAGCAGCUCAGAGCCUUGAAGGAAAAAUUCUCCCCCAUCCUGGAGGAUCUCAAAAGAAGUGCUGACCCUAUUUCCCAGAAAGCCAAAACCGAUAUUCUGACCUUCCUGGAGGAAACCCGGAAGUCCUUGACCAGCUAAUGAGGAUGUCCCUCUCUGCCUUCCCUCAGCAUGGCCUCAGUGACCAGCUCCAAUCCAAAUUACUCCCCCUCUUAAAGCUGUGGAUCGCAGCUGGAUAGGGAGCCAUAGCCAAAAAUCAAAUAAGGAUUCUAGUGCAGGCUGUUACUAGCCCCUGCUUUCUGCUCUUGCCAUCAGUGCUGCACACGUGCUCCCCUCACUCCCCCCAGCUAUAUUCCUCUCUCUCCUUAGUUUCCCUUAUUUCUGGGAAUUCAGGGGAGUGAUGGAUUUGGAGAGGAGCCCAUGGAGACCAAGGUAUCCCUCGGUUGGGGUGUGUCUAUGUAGGGGCAGGAGGGAGAAGGGAGUGACCCUCACUCCUGGCUCUUCAGUUCCCUUUCCUCCCCUUCUCAGGCUUGGUUUGUUUGUUGUUGUUUUUUUUUUUUUUCUUGAUUUUGCAAAAUAAAAAUGUCUAAGUUAUCAAGCAAUGCUUGUGCCUUUACUGAA